UCAUGUUUUGAACCCGAGACUUUGCCUGAGUCGGGCGCCCGCCGAUGAUUAUUGUUGAUUUGUUUGUGUUACUGCAGCCGGCAGUGAUGUGAGGCUCGGAGCCAGACCUGUUUUGUCUCAGACGCUCGCAGUCCCGCUCUCAAACGCCUGCUGCCAGCGCUCUCGCCGAGCCUCCCUCUACCACAUCUCGCAUUCCCCUCAUCCCCCCAACCCAAUCCCCGGCCAAAUCAAGUGCUCAGCAUUGGGCGCGUUUGCCCCCCUCUCUAUUCCUGCCAACAUGUUGAUGUGGUCGGUGCCAGGCUCCCGGCUCCCUUCGCCCCGGGACUCGGCGCUCCGCAGGGCGGCACUGGCUGGAGCUGUGGCCGAUCUCCCUCCGUACCUCCCGGGCAGCAGGAGCAUCAAGGUCUUCGUCAGCUCCAAUCCCGAAGACACAGAAGCAGAACGGAAGUCACUGAAGGAGCACGUGUACCCUAAGCUGCGGGAAUUCUGCAGGGAAAACUACGGGCUUGAAUUCCAGGUAAUAGACGUUUACUGGGGAUUGGAUCCAGAAGAAUGGGAUAACCCAGAAAUCCAUAGAAUUCGAAUGAGGCUUUUAGAAGAUUGCCUGAAAACAUCUGCCGGUCCAUGUUUUGUUGGACUAUUUGGAGAAAAGUAUGGCAGCGUUCGCAUCCCCGGGGAGGUUGAGACUUCUGAAUUUGAGAUGAUUUUGGAUGCUGCUGUGGAGGCACAGCUGGAGACAAAAGUCUUGGAGGAGUGGUACUGUAGAGAUGAAAACUCCGUCCCACCAACAUACUACCUCAAACCAAAGUCUGAAAUGCUGAAAAAUUCACAGAAUGUGACAGAUAUAACUAUAAAUUCCCCCAACCCCAAGAAAUGGAAGGAAAUAUCAGAGGACAUCAAGAAAGUUUUAAAAACUGCAGUAAACUUACUGCAAGAGCGAGGAACUAUGGAGAGUUCCAAAGCCAAGAAGUAUCUUUGUUCAGCAAUUGAAGAUGAGUUUGAGUUUGCCCUGGGAAACCAAACGCCAGCAUUUCUAAAGAAGUGUGUGUGUUAUAUCAGGAAAAUCGCAAACAUUGACCGUCACGUGAAGAAUCCAGAAAUGGGCCGGUACAUGGACAUCAUAGAGGUCAAUGGAAAACUUAUACGAGACCCCAUUGCGAUUGAAAAGCUUGUGAAACUGAGGGACGAGUUUAUUCCUACGAUUGUUGCCUCUUCCAACCUGAGAGUAUACACAUCCAUUACCCAUUGCGAUAUGAAGCUUGGAUAUUCAGAGAAUGUAGAAAACCAGUAUGUUGAAGGCCUUUGUAAGCAGUUCUAUGAUGAUAUGAUUGACAUUAUUCAAUCUAUAGUUCAACAGAACUUUGACAUUGAAUCUGAUGCACUUUAUGAUGAAGUUCUGCAGCACUUGUCCCUUUGUAAAAUGAAUGCGUCUUUCUACCAAUAUGAAUGUGAAGCCUUGGACCUCAUCCAGAAGUAUAUACUGCCUUGCAAAUCAGCACAGGUGAACCCACUUGUGGUAUAUGGUGGACCAUGCACAGGCAAAACACUUCUACUGGCAAAGGUGGCACAACAGGCCUACUCAUGGCUUCAAGAGGAAAUGGGCUCCGAUUCUGUUCCAGUUAUAACUGUGAGGUUCUUGGGAACAACUGAAUUAAGUACAGAGCUUAAAACCUUACUGCAAAGUCUCUGUGAACAAUUAGCCAUUAACUACCGAUGUCUCAUACACAGUUAUCCUCAAAAAGUACAUGACCUGAGGGAUUUAUUCGUAAACCUACUGAAUGAGUCUUCAUUUCAUCGGCCGUUGGUGUUAAUUUUUGAUGCUGUGGAGCAAUUGUCAGAUGGUGAGGAAGCUCGCAAAUUGUGGUGGCUUCCCAUUCACCUUCCGCGCUCGGUCCGGAUAAUAUUGUCAACGCUGCCCAACAAACAUGGCAUUUUGCAAAAACUGAGAUGCUUGAUACAAGAGGACGAUAAUUAUAUUGAGUUGCCACAACGUGACAGGAAGAUCUGCAGUCAAAUGUUGAAGUGUCAGCUUCUGCAAGUGAAAAGAAAGGUCACCUCUGGACAGCAGAUCUAUGUCAAUGAAGCCCUGUCAAAGUGUACUCUGCCCAUGUUUGUUAAUCUGAUCUACCACGAGAUCAUGCAGUGGAGAUCACACAAGGAUGUCGACGAAACCUCACUUUGUGGGACGGUACAUGAUAACAUUGAGCAUCUUUUCUGGACACUUGAAAAUAAGUGCGGAUCAAGACUGGCCUCAAGAGCUCUUGGUUUUAUCACAAUGGCCAAAGUUGGACUGAGUGAAAUGGAACUGGAAGAUGUUCUUUCACUUGAUAACCAUGUGCUAAACGAAAUCACAACAAAGUCUGAGCUUCGGAAUCCACUGCGGAUACCAUAUCAUUUCAUCGCAAGGUUGAAGGAGGAGCUAUGCGGAUAUUUAGUGGAGAGGCAGGUGAGGAGCGUCACACUUCUAGUUUGGGCAAAUCGCCAUCUUCAUCUGAUUGCUCAGAAACUCUACCUGCAGAACGAGGAAGACAUACAGGAAAUGCACAGCAUUCUGGCAGAUUACUUUUUAGGAGUAUGGUCAGGUGGGAGACCACGGUUGUUUCAGCUUGAGAAAGGUCAGGUCCGACCUCCAGACAAUAACAUCAAAAGCAUGAUUAAAGAAAAUGAGACUGGUGAGAAAACCUUUGAUCGGCAAGUCCCUGAACAGCCGUGGGUCUUCCAGUGCAAUCCAUUGGAACCCGAUAUCUUUUUUGUGAAUCAUAGGAAGAGCACAGAGCUGCUGCAUCACCUGACCAGAAGUGAGAGGACAGAUGAACUCAUGUACAGUGUCAUCAUGAACUUCAGUUGGCUGUACACCAUGAUCAAAAUUGGCCACCUUGACAAAGUCCUGUCGGACAUCGAUCUUGCCUACAAUUACUCGCAGGAGAAAGAACUGAAAUUUCUAGCAAGGACGCUGCGAAGCAUCAAGUUGAAAGUUACAAAGAACCCGAGCUCGCUGUCCGCUGAGCUGCAGCAAAGGCUAUUGCCUGUCAUUAGCUCUUUACCAAAGCUGAGGCACCUUUUACUGGAGUGCGACAAGGACGGCCCAAAGUACUGCUCGAUUGUGCCUUUGCAUUCCUCCUUGGACGUGAUGCACAGCCCCGAACGGCUCCCACUGACCAGCAGCCAUGCCCAUGUGAUCGAGGUGCUGCCAACGUCAAGCCCCACUGUGGUCAUCGCCGCGUUGGAGAACGGUUCCAUUACUACCUGGGACGUGGAGUCACAUCAGAUUCUGCGGCAAAUCACAACUGCAAACUCUGCUGUGUUGGGGAUGAAACUCACACACGAUGAGAAGUACCUGGUGGUGUCAACGACAAAAAAUACACUGUUGAUAUACGACAAUCAUAAUUCAUGCCAGUUGUCAGAGGUGGAGGUCAAGGGUUCCAAGCACUGCAUUGCGGGUGGAGGCAACUGCUUCAUUCAUGGCUUCACUUUAUCAAUUAACCAUGCCCUUGCAUGGUUGCAGGGCAGCAAAGUCGUGCAUGUGAUUGAUUUAAUUUACGGCUGGCCACUAUACCAGUUCCAUUGUUGGUAUGAAGUUACUUGUGUGCAAUGUUCUCCCGAUGGAGUGUACGCGUUCUGUGGGCAGUACUUGAACACGACCACCAUUUUCCUCUUGGGGAGCGGUGAAAAGCUCUCCACGGUGACAUCAGAAUUUUCUGGGGGCUACGUGAAAUCCCUUCUCAUUCUGGCCACAGUUCAAGAAAUGGUGAUGAUCGAUAAUGAGGGCAGCCUGUCUGUGUGGAACAUAGAUGAAAUUACCAACCCCCAACUGAUCGAGGACUUUGACUGCAGAGGGAAAGACAACGAAGUGGUCAGCCUAGAACUGUCGGAAGACCAAAGUGCAAUCCUCAUCUGUAAGACUUUCAGCAUUGAGGUAUUGGACACCAGCAUCUGGAAGGUGGCUGAGAAGUUCAAAGCAAAGCGGAAUGAACGCCUCACAUCAGCGGUUCUCUCCAAAAACGGUGACUCGAUUAUAGCAUCAAUGGAGCAUAUGUCGUCGAUAUUAGUGUGGCGGAGAGAUACCGGGCAGUGCAUGGCAAAUUUGCAGGAAAGUUCUGGAGCCAUUGUACAACUGGUGAAAUCAAACCAACACAAUCUGCUGCUGUCUUUAACGAGCAAUGGUAUUCUCUCUGUCUGGGAUAUCGACAUCAUAACGGCGAUCUCAAACAUCGACAAAACCGGCAAAGCAAUUCAAAGCCUUCUCCUGCCGGGCAAAGGUGAACUGAUUUACACACUGGAUGGCUCCGAAUCUGUUCACAAAUGGAGUUUUAACACUGGAUACAUUGAGGCUAUAUUUAAACAUGAGAGCGUUGUGGAAAAUUGUGUUCUCACAUCAUCAGGUGAGCUCAUGGUUACUUCAGAUGACAAGGGCAGCCAGUAUAUCUGGCACACCAUCACUGGGGACAAUAUCUUUCGCAUCAACGGGCAGAGGAUAUCCCAGCUACUGAUUACGCAUAAUGAUCAGUUUGUAGUCUCGCUCUGUAACCAAGGCGUCUCUCGGGUGUGGAGGCUGUCCACUGGCCAGAAAGUCUGCAAUAUUCUGGUUCCCAUGCAGAAUGCUUUUAUCACAUACCCUAAUACCUUUGUAAUUGGUGUUUCAAAAAACAAGUUGCUGGCGGUCAGCUUGUGGACUGGAAGUGUGACAAAAAAGUUCUGCUGUGAGGAUGGUACCACCAUUGUAAAUUUCAAGCUGAUCCCCGAUUCCCCAGACUGUGUGGUUUUCAUUACAUCGUCAGAAACACUGUUUGUAUGGAGUGUGACCGAUGAAGCAGUGUGUAGGCGUGUGCAGCUUCCCAAUAAUUUCCUCAAGAACCUGGAGGAUUUUCAGAUAUCUCCCAAUGGGAAACUGGGAAUUUUGUCACGGGGCGACGACAACAUCAACAUCAUGGAUCUGCACAACGGAAAGCUGCGUCUCGUUCCCGCCUCUGGCAUCAUCUGGCGCCAGAGGCUGUCACGCGACGGUCGUUACCUGGUGUACAUUUGUUCCAGUAACUGCAGUGAAGACGUAGACAAUGUGGCUAUGUCCAUCUUAACAGUGGUCAGGUUGGCCGAUGGGAAAAACAUUGGAGCAUGUUCACUUUACAAGACUCCGGCUUUUCUCAGUCUCUCACAGCGGCAUCUGAACAUUAUCAUAGGUUUUGAUGACGGCAGCAUUGGAACCUACACCGUCGUAGACCGAGUGGAUGCUGCCUUAAAAAUUAAAAUAGCUACUUCCAACAGUCGACAGGUUUUUAGUAACACAGGUCAGCAGAUCAGGCCAAAGCAUGCAAAUUUCAUGUGCAAAUAUACAGCAGACUGCAUAUGGAGAGAGUCUACUGAGAUUUUUGCCAGGGAUAGCCCGAUUACAGUCUCCGAUUCAAGUGAGACACAGGAGACAGCACCUACCAAAAAGCAACCUUACAGUUCCGAUAAGGCAGGUUCAACAUUACAAAUAGACUACAAAUGUCAGAACUUUGCAGCCGAAAGCUAAGCCAUGUUGUUCGUGUGUGCAUAAAAAAAAGUAUACAGAAACAAAUAUUUUAAUAUGCUGAGUGUGAUUUUAAAAGUCACUCAAAGAUACUUUGGUUUUGUUACUUUAGAGGAGAAUUAUUCAUUAAUUCAAGGGGACUAAUAACUCAGGAUUAAAGUAAAUAUUUCUGAUAACAAACUUAUUUGUUUGCUAUGACUUUUCCUAACUUUGUUGCUCUGGUUGACACUCUCAGUAUGCUCAUGUUUUUACAGCAACUGAAUUAGCGUAAUGUUUUAACCCUUAGGGAUUCCGAGUAAAUAGUUUACUCAGCCUCAUGUUUUCUUUGUUAACUUUACCCCAUCCUGAUAUCCUAGUACAAUCCUGGCUCAAAUAGUUGUUGUCAACCUUUCAAUCUUAGCAGAGAAGAAACCCAUACAAUAAAUAGGAAAGUGAAUUGAUAAUCUGACAAGAUUAUAGGAGAAAAGAACAGCGAGUAAUUUAAUUAAUUACUUUGUUUCUUGAGUUUCAUCCAUUUUUUAAUAAAGAAGUCACACCUUUUAAAAUAAAAGCACAGUGGGGUGAACAAUUCCCGGCCAUUCCCUGGAUAAAUCCCACUCAUAACAUUAAUAUUUACAACUGCAGAAUGCCAUUAUUCCUACUCUUAAUGUGCGUUCUGGUAGUAUUGGUAGUAUUGUGAACAAUUUGUGCUCUUACUAUUCCAUAGUGUUUAAUUCAUGAAUAGAAAAAUUAAUUUGUGAUACAAAGCAUUCCAGGAAUAUAUAUUUAGAAAUGUUUCAAUCGUUUGAUCGGAGUCUAGUGUGACCCCUCCCAUUUUGGUCCACAUUGACCAUUUUACACUCAAGAUGAACUUGAUAAUAGUUAUUCAUAUCAUGCACAUUGUUAUGCAUCAAGGCCAUUAAGAAGUUGAACUUUCUAAACAUAGAAUAGUGAAUGUUAGUGUGGAUGUUAAGAGGAGAUUUGGCAGAGGAGUAGAAAGUAAUGACAGGUUUAGUUAGGGAUGUUAAUUCUGUAAACAGAUAGUUCAAGGAUUGUGGGAACAAAUGUUCACGAAAAGAUAAGGAGCAGAUGAUGGUGAGGAGCACCUUUGAUCUAGAAAUUGCCUGUAGGUGGAAAUGAGGGGCAGCACUAAAAAGACCAAAUAACAGGGUUUUAGGAAAGGAGAGCGGACUUAAGAGGACCGAUUAAAUAACAUCGAAAAUUUCCUGAAAAUAGCAGCACAAGUAGAUAGAUUGGUAAAGAAAACAUACGGUAUGCUUGCCUUCAAU
Amblyraja radiata (thorny skate) is the source of this 6777-nucleotide messenger RNA. RefSeq names its product NACHT and WD repeat domain containing 2 (gene nwd2). Lineage: Eukaryota; Metazoa; Chordata; Chondrichthyes; Rajiformes; Rajidae. The transcript is spliced from 7 exons. Gene Ontology annotation, molecular function: protein binding. The record is from RefSeq and is a predicted model, not a curated record. The coding region runs from base 278 to 5512 and encodes 1744 amino acids.